CUCUAGCUCGUUGUCACUCGUGGUAGCGAUAGGCCCUAAUCGGACUCCCCAACCUUCUCAACAAAGAUGGCUACCACCACCACGAUCCCAGGCAUAGCAAUUCUUGGAGCUGGGUUGUUUCCUGCUCUAGCCUAUCUGCCAGCUCUAUCAGCCCUACGCACCACAUCCCCAAGUCAGUGCCCAAUAGUAAGAGCCAUCUACUCAAGAUCGGAGAAGAGCGCAAGAGGUUUAGCCGAGGAAACUGCCAAACAACUAGGAGGCGAAGGCGCUGGCACUCCGGAUGUUUACUUCGAUCAGCCUGUUUCCGAUCGUACUACUAGCGCAUCCGGAGGGAACUUAGACGCUCUCCUUUCUCGCAAAGAUAUAGCAGCCGUCAUUAUCGCGUUACCGAUCACCGUCCAACCUUCCAUUAUUCUCAAAGCUCUCAAAGCGGGAAAACACGUUUUGAGCGAGAAGCCCGUAGCGGCCUCCGUCAAGAUUGGGUUGGAGUUGAUCCGAGAAGCGAAGUCGUAUACGGAGGCGGGGUUGGUCUGGAGGGUUGCGGAGAAUUUUGAGGUUGAACCGGUUUAUGUGAAGGUGAAGGAGCUUUUGAAGGCUGGGAAGAUUGGGGAGGUGAAGGGGUUUAAGGCGAGUGUAAAGGUGUAUUUGGAUGAGGAGAGUGACUGGUAUAAGACGCCUUGGAGGACGGUUCCUGAGUAUCAAGGUGGAUUUUUGCUUGAUGGGGGUGUUCACACUUCCGCAGCCCUCAGAACUAUGCUUCCCGAGUUUACAUCCGGCCACCUGAUCUCCUUCGCUUCCCUCAACAAACCAUAUCUCGCUCCCAAAGAUACGGUUCAUGCGAUUCUCAAAACCCCCUCUUACAACGGUACCCUCGACUUCACCUGGGCCUGGCCCGUCCGCUCCCAACCCAACUCGGACGAAACAGUCAUCAUGGGAUCUCAUGGCUACAUCGGUAUCGCUAGAAGGAAGGCUGAAGAAGGUGGUGGAUGGAACGUGACCAUCAAAUCUCUAGUUUCUUCAAACUCCUCGACGACGACAACGACGACGACAAAGAAAGAAUACCAAGAAACCGAAGAAACAUACGCGUUCCGGUCUCAAGGCGUUCGGGAAGAGUUCCGAGCGUUUUUUGAGGUAGCGUUCGAUGGAAAGAAACCUGAUGCGGAAGAACUCGGGGAUGUUGGGAACCCGAUGAAUGCGUUGUUUGAUGUUGCGCUUAUUCAGGGGAUGUUGGAUAGUAAUGGGGGUGUUGUGGAUUUGAGUGAAUUAUGGGCAAGGGGGUGAAAUUUUCGAGGUUCUGUGUGGGAACGAAGAAGAAUGUAAGCAUGUACGGUCUUGAAUAUUGGAUUAAAUUAAUGUUUUCUCCUCGUGUCGCCGAUUCGUGCGAAUUGGUAUACUAAAGUGGGUUUGGGUUUUUGGGUUGUUUUGAAGUUCUAUCAGACGGGAUCAUGUUCCCUCGACUCUUAUUCCUUUCAGGUACUAUGUAUGUGCUUAUUGAUUCUUCCUUACUUCGGAGAAAUAAGAAGCAAGCCAAGCAUGAGAUCAUUCUCUGUCGCUGUCCAUACAGCUUGCUUAAACAUCUCCCCUUAAUGCGCUCGUAGUGUUGAAUCGCUCGAUUGAAGGGGGAGGGGUACGGUAGUCAUGUCUGUUGAUAUAAGGUUUCUCCGAGCUUUGACCUGUAGUACCUCUCUGUGAUUCUUACGAAUAUCUUCCGAAAGUCCUCGAUA
Messenger RNA from Marasmius oreades (fairy-ring Marasmius), 1724 nucleotides. RefSeq lists its product as uncharacterized. Lineage: Eukaryota; Fungi; Basidiomycota; Agaricomycetes; Agaricales; Marasmiaceae. The coding region runs from base 67 to 1281 and encodes 404 amino acids. The record is from RefSeq and is a predicted model, not a curated record. Gene Ontology annotation, molecular function: nucleotide binding; oxidoreductase activity. Gene Ontology annotation, biological process: NADPH regeneration. The transcript has 6 exons. Gene Ontology annotation, cellular component: cytoplasm.